Messenger RNA from Sarcophilus harrisii (Tasmanian devil), 2815 nucleotides. It is a transcript of the gene ARMC9, whose product is annotated as armadillo repeat containing 9. The record is from RefSeq and is a predicted model, not a curated record. NCBI's taxonomy places the organism in Eukaryota, Metazoa, Chordata, Mammalia, Dasyuromorphia, Dasyuridae. The coding region runs from base 347 to 2815 and encodes 822 amino acids. Gene Ontology annotation, cellular component: centriole; ciliary tip; ciliary basal body. The transcript has 25 exons. Gene Ontology annotation, molecular function: protein binding. Gene Ontology annotation, biological process: cilium assembly.
CCUUUUUAGGCUGGGGUAGCCCGCUCCGCCCCUCGUCAGAGGCCCCGCCCCCACGUGACCCCGACGCCGCUCAGGAUUGGCCGCAGUCACAGUUGCCCGGGUGACGGCAGAGCGGCCUGGCCGGCUCGGAGCGCCCCGUGAUCCGCGGCUCCCGGCGUCCCGGCGUUCCCAGCGCGUUCCCGACCCCUGCGGGCCAGGUGCAGGGACUGCUUCAUUUUUGUCUUUUUGUCCUGGGCCGGCGCCAGGCCCGAAGGGAUCCCGACCUCAGCCUCCUCCCAGCUCCCCUUCCUCCUCAUCUCAAAAUAAUCAGGUAUUUCUGUUAUGAGAGCAUCUGUGAGUGUUCAAAAUGGGAGAUAUCCUGGCUUCAGAAGCUGAGUUGCUUGGAUUGGUGAAAGAGUAUUUAGACUUUGCUCAGUUUGAAGACACGGUGAAGACAUUUAUAAAGGAGUGCAGAAGUAAAGGGAAGCCACUGUGCAAAACCCCGGCCAGCGCUCUGAGGGACUCGAAAACGCUGAUCAUCCAGAAAGAUCUCCUCACUGCGUUUGAUAAUGGGGACCAGAAGGUCUUCUUUGGCCUGUGGGAGGAGCACAUCCCCAGCUCCGUGCGCGAAGGAGACACUCUUGCCCAGAAGCUGGAGUUCUACCUCCACAUCCACUUCGCCAUCUUCCCCCUGAAGUGCACCUCCGGGAAGCCUGACAAAGUGGAGUUUGAAGACAGGAUUUCUUACUUCAAAGCCUACCUGGAGACCAAAGGAGCAGCUCUGAGCCAGACCACAGAGUUUCUUCCAUUCUAUGCCCUUCCCUUCGUUCCUAACCCCACAGUGCAUCCUUCCUUUAAGGAACUCUUCCAGGAUUCCUGGGCUCCGGAGUUAAAGAUGAAGCUGGAAACGUUCCUGUCGUCGACUCUCAAAGCCAGUAACACGCCCAGGCUCUUCACUCUCUAUAAGGAGAGUGGGCAGAGCAACAAAGAGAUGCUGCAGCAGCUGCACCAGCAGCUGGUGGAGGCUGAACGCAGGACCAUGACCUACCUCAAGCGCUACAACAAAAUCCAGGCCGACUACCACAACCUCAUCGGUGUCACGGCCGAGCUGGUGGAUUCUCUGGAGGCCACUGUCAACGGCAAGAUGAUCACACCAGAGUAUCUGCAGAGCGUCUGCGUCCGACUCUUCAGCAACCAGAUGAGGCAAAGCUUAGCCCACAGCAUUGACUUCACAAGACCGGGAACGGCAUCCACCAUGUUGCGAGCUUCCUUGGCACCUGUGAAGCUGAAGGAAGUACCCCUGUUGCCGUCCCUGGACUACGAGAAGCUGAAGAAGGACCUGACCUUUGGCCACGACCGGCUGAAGGCCUUCCUGCUGCAGGCGCUGCGGUGGCGCCUGACCACGUCUCACCCUGGAGAGCAGAGGGAGACGGUGCUGCAGGCUUACAUCAGCAACGACCUGCUGGAGUGCCAGAGCAACAGCCAGAGAGGCGUGCUCCAGCUUCUGCACUCCAAGAGCGACGUGGUCCGGCAGUACACGGCGCGGCUCAUCAACGCCUUCGCCUCCCUCGCCGAAGGUCGCCUCUACCUGUCCCAGAACACGAAGCUGCUGAGGAUGCUGGAGGAGAGGCUGAAGGCCGAGGACAAGGACCUGCUCACCCGGGAGAACGUGCUCGGGGCCCUGCAGAAAUUCAGCCUCAGGCGCGCGCUGCAGUCCACCAUGAUCCAGGACGGCCUCAUCUUCUGGCUCAUCGAGGUGCUCAGGGAUCCCGACUGCCUGUCUGACUACACGCUCGAGUACUCCGUGGCCCUGCUCAUGAACCUCUGCCUCCGCAGUGCAGGAAAGAACAUGUGCGCUAAGGUGGCCGGCCUCGUGCUCAAAGUGCUCUCGGAUCUGCUUGGCCACGAGAAUCGCGAGAUCCAGCCCUACGUGAAUGGCGCCUUGUACAGCAUCCUGUCCAUCCCGUCGAUUCGGGAGGAGGCGAGAGCCAUGGGAAUGGAAGAAAUCCUUCGCUGUUUCAUCAAGGAAGGCAAUGCCGAAAUGAUUCGCCAGAUCGAAUUUAUUAUCAAGCAGCUUAAUUCAGAAGAUCCACCGGACAUGAUUCUCGAGUCUGAUGAUGAAGAGGAGGAAGAUGAUGAAGAGGACCACGACACCAUGGAGUCGGACUUGGACAAGGACGAGGUGAUACAGCCCCAGCUCGGGGAGCUCUCCGGGGAGAAGCUGCUGACCUCGGAGUACCUGGGGAUCAUGACCAACUCGGGCAAGGCCAAGCGUGGCGCCCAGUGCCCAGCAGGCGAUGGGCGAGCCCCUGCAGGUGGUGACCCCAGCUGCCACAGAAGCGCGCAGCCACGAGAGCGGGGAGGAGCCGUUGCGCCCAUUUUAGAGAGAAGCAAACCGAGCCUUGGGCCAGAUGAGCUACACGGGUCAGGGGUCGAUGCUGUGCUGGGACCCGAGACCUCGCCCCCUGCCUUUAGUGGCCCAGAGCUCUCUGAGGCCCCCCGGCUGCUGCCCCCCCUCCCCAGGACAGCUCUGGGGCCGCCCGUCCAGCUGCGGUCGGUCUCUGCGUUCUCCCCCGACCCUCGGGCCGGAGUCCGGGCCCCAGAGCAGCAGCGACAGCCCCCUGCCCACGCGAGCGGCUCUCCCCUCCCCCGUGCCCUCCCACGAGCUCGCCACGAGGCCCCCGCGGUGCCCAUGCCCUGCCCUCCCUCGCCCUCACCAGGCCGCCCACCCCUUCGGCCGGUCCUGUGCCCACUCACACGCACCAUGCACCGGGGCCAGCCCCACUCGGGACCUCUGGGGAAACCCCCCGGGGCCUUGUGCCGUUCUGGCCCCUAG